Messenger RNA from Naegleria fowleri, 1494 nucleotides. RefSeq lists its product as uncharacterized. The record is from RefSeq and is a predicted model, not a curated record. Lineage: Eukaryota; Heterolobosea; Eutetramitea; Acrasida; Naegleriidae. The transcript has a single exon. Bases 1 to 1494 code for a protein of 497 amino acids.
AUGUCUGUUGUCGUUGCCGUGCGAGUGAAAACUCAAGAUGAAAAUAUAUACCAAUUCAAUACCAUCAAAGAAGUAGAAACCACCCCUUCCACCCGCUAUGAUCAAGUGAAAAUCUUUGGCAAGAACGGAGAAGAAUUGAUUGAAUUAAAAGAUACAAAGAAUUCCGUCGAACGGCAGAAUGAAACAUCCUCUUCUUCAUUGACCCAAAUCAAAGACGAAAGAUCACCACCACCACCGACCAACUCAAAUCCUUUAAACAUUUCCAUUCCAUCCACUAGUACUGAUGUUUCAACAAUCAAUGAUGAUCAUCAUCACUACAUGGAAAGUACUUUCGAAUGUGAAAGUCCGAAUCAUCAACAUCAACAAUCAUCACACAACACAAUGACCACCACGAAUAGGAGCAUCAUCAGCGCAGGUAGCAGUAGCAACAACAACACUACUGCUCGACCACCAUCCAUGAUCCAACUAUUGAACUCCUCUCAAAGUUUCACUCCACGUUCUUCUUCCUCGAACAAAUCCAAUGAAAACAUUCUAUUUCUGGCAUUUGAAAUGGUUGCUAGCACUUCGUUUUUGAUUUAUUUAAUAUAUGGAGUGUUUUAUUAUUCAUUUCAUAGUUUUGCAAUUCCAUUAUUGGAUAAUUCUGCUCAUCAUUAUUUAUUACCUUCAUUCUUUUUAUUGGGAGGAGUGUGUGUGAGUGUUUUGGUACUUUCAGGUUUCUUUUUAUGGAAAGUGAAAAAAUUGAGAUCAGUGAAAAAGUACAAGCUCAACAAGUGUGUCUCAUGUUCAGUGUGGUGUUCAUUUUGUGGUUUAUUGGUUUGCCUCAUUCCAUUGGUCAUUGCAUUGAUAUGUACUGUGAUUUAUAUUGGACUCACAAUUGCCAACACGAGAAGCAUGUCCAAUAUUAUUGGUUGUGUCUUUUAUGGAGUGAUUUGUGUGAUUGCAUUAGCCGUUACGAUUGCAUCAUCUAUUGGAUGUGCAUUAUCCAUGAAAAAGAUCAAGAAACGGAAAAGAAACAUUCCACUUUUAUUAUUUCGAAAAUUCAGACAAGCGAUUGCCAUGAUGUGUGUAGUGAUUUCUGUCAUUCUAUUUUUCGUCAUGUUUAUUUACUUGAUGAUUUGUGGAGUAAUUUUUUCAAAUUUACAAUUGUCAUUGCUUUCAACUGGAAUAGAAUUUUCAGUAUUCACACGAGUUUUAUACUUUUUAGAAUGGAUGACCUUUUUUGCAUGUGUUGCAUUUGGAAUUAUUUUUUUCAAACAAUUUCCAAAGAUUACUCUUUUAUUAAUUUUACUUCCAUUGUUGCUAUCAGUAUUGUCUUUUGCUCUUUCCAUUGUUGAGAAUAACAUGAUGUACAAUCAUGUGAUGGAUGGUGCUUUUCGAAAUUUAUAUGGAGUAUUUGGUGAUAAUAAUUACAUAUUGGAUCAAGCAGUGACAUUAAUGGCCAUGAUAUUCUUUAAUGUGACUUGUUAUUUUGCAUAUUUUAAGAUUAAAUUGUAA